UUCCCAGGAGGAAAGAAAAUAGGAAUUGUGGGAAGAACAGGAAGUGGGAAGUCCACUCUGAUUCAAGCUUUGUUCAGGGUCGUAGAGCCAUCAAGAGGUCGAAUUAUUAUUGAUGGAUUGGAAGUUUGUACAAUUGGUUUACAAGAUUUGAGGAGUAGGUUAGGCAUAAUUCCACAAGAUCCUACAUUAUUUCAAGGGACAAUAAGGACUAACCUAGAUCCAUUAGACCAACAUUCUGACCAUGAAAUUUGGGAGGUCGUUAAGAAAUGUCACCUUUCAAAUCUCAUAAGGCGUGAUCAAAGACUCCUAGAUGCAUCAGUAGGGGAGAAUGGAGAGAAAUGGAGUGUUGGAGAAAGGCAACUUCUGUGCCUAGCAAGAGCAUUGCUAAAGAAGAAAAGAAUAUUGGUGUUAGAUGAGGCGACAGCUUCGGUUGAUGCAGCUACGGAUAAUGCAAUGCAGGAGACGAUAAGUCAAGAGACAACCGGAUGCACUCUCAUAACCGUGGCGCAUAGAAUACCUAGCAUAAUGAAGCAUGACUUAGUUCUCCUUUUAGACAACGGGAAGGUUAAAGAGUAUGACUUGCCAAGAAAAUUGUUUCAAGAUAAGUCUUCUUGUUUUUACAAGUUGGUAGAAGAAUAUGUGGGAAGAUCAGAAUCCAACUCCUUAGUAUAACAAAUUUAUACGCAAUGCAAUGUUGAAAUUUCUUGUAACAAAUAAAGUCCACCCUCCACUUACAAUUAGGCAGAAUAGAAUUCAAUUUCAUUUUAUAGAAUUAUUUUUUAAUAUUUCUAAUACUUCUUUUUUGUUUUUCCAAAUAUUAUAUUUCCUCCAAGUUUUCAUA
Messenger RNA from Carica papaya (papaya), 841 nucleotides. The record is from RefSeq and is a predicted model, not a curated record. Lineage: Eukaryota; Viridiplantae; Streptophyta; Magnoliopsida; Brassicales; Caricaceae.